This is a messenger RNA of Cucumis sativus (cucumber), 1925 nucleotides long. Its product is annotated as ribosome biogenesis protein WDR12 homolog. The transcript has 14 exons. Lineage: Eukaryota; Viridiplantae; Streptophyta; Magnoliopsida; Cucurbitales; Cucurbitaceae. Gene Ontology annotation, cellular component: preribosome, large subunit precursor. Bases 301 to 1605 code for a protein of 434 amino acids. Gene Ontology annotation, molecular function: protein binding. Gene Ontology annotation, biological process: ribosome biogenesis. The record is from RefSeq and is a predicted model, not a curated record.
GGAUGGUUCUAUUUUGGUCAUUCCAUUCCAAACUGAAACACAAAACCCAAAACCCAAAACCUCGCUUCUUCCUCAGCCGCUAGACCGUCCGCCCAUUCUCAGCGCCGCCGCAUGUUUCUCUCGACCGCCGCACCUCACCUCGCCGUCAUCUAGACCACUGCUGUGACUUAGAUCAAUUCAGUUCUCCAUCUCCUCUUCGUUGUCGCGCCUCAGCUCGCCGCCAUUGUCGACCUCGCCUCAGCUCGCCGCACCUUGCUGUCAUCGUCGCUGAUCUUGGAUUACUGAUUCGUAGAGAUAGCCAUGGAUAUUGAUGGGGAUUUUGAGGACACUUCUCGCCGAGUUCAAGUGCGGUUUAUCACCAAACUCAUUGCUCCUUUCAAAGUUCCAGCGAAUGCCAUUGCCAUUCCUUCUAAUCUAACAAGAUUGGGUCUUUCCACCGUUGUUAACAAUCUUCUUUCAGCUGGGAAUCCUGAGUGGGAAGAAGAACCAUUUGAUUUUCUAAUUGAUGGCGAGCUUGUCAGAAUGUCGCUGGAGAAGUUCCUUCUUGCCAAGGGCAUCUCAGCGGAAAAAACAUUGGAAAUUGAGUACUUUAAGGCGGUUGCCCCACGAAGGGAGGAAGAGCCUUCUGUUCAUGAUGAUUGGGUCAGUGCAGUUGAUGGGUCUUGUCCUGGGUUCAUUUUGACAGGUUGUUAUGAUGGCUUUGGAAGGGUGUGGGAGUCUGCGGGAUUGUGUACACAUAUUCUUGAAGGUCACAGUGAUGCCAUAUCUUCUGUUUGUAUUGUGAACCCUGGAGAAGCAACUAAUGUCACUCUUGCCACGGCUUCAAAGGAUCGAACAAUCAGGCUAUGGAAGUAUUCAAAAGACGAUCGAGUUAAAAACCCUACCAAAUUAAGGCCUUUCAAAAUAUUGAAAGGACAUAGAUUGUCUGUACAAAGUGUUGCAUCACAGAAAUCUGGACACCUGAUCUGCUCAGGUUCUUGGGAUCACACAAUCAAGUUAUGGCGAACGGAUGAGCAUCAGUCUGAAGGCGAUGUCUCCAUUAAGAAGAGAAAAAAGAAUACCCAGGCUGAAGAAUCUCAGUUAGAGGAGGACUCUGUUGCUACACUUGAUGGCCAUUCACAAUCUGUAUCGUCAGUUGCAUGGCCAAAGCAUGAGGAAAUUUAUUCAGUAUCAUGGGACCAUUCUGUUAGAAGAUGGGAUGUUGAGACGGGCAAUGUUUUGUUUAAUCAUGUAUGUGGUAAGGCACUCAACUGCCUCGACAUUGGAGGUGAAGGUUCCUCUCUCAUAGCUGCCGGUGGCUCGGACCCAACCAUUCGGAUAUGGGAUCCUCGCAAGCCAGGAACUUCAAGUCCUAUCUUUCAGUUCUCAUCUCAUACUUCCUGGGUUUCGGAUUGCAAGUGGCACGACAAAUCUUGGUUCCAUUUGCUGUCUGCAUCAUAUGAUGGGAAAGUUAUGCUGUGGGAUCUAAGAACUGCGUGGCCUUUAGCUGUAAUUGACUCUCACAACGAUAAGGUACUAUCUGCUGAUUGGUGGAAAGAUGACAGCAUUGUCAGUGGUGGGGCAGACUCUAAACUGCGCAUUUCGUCAGGAAUUUAUGUUUUGUAAGUUAGAAGCUACUACAGCUAUGGUGAUUUUAGUGACUAUGAAAGGGGUCGUUUAGAUGCUUUGCAACAAUCCCAAUCCCAAUCCUUGCUGUCUUUGUGCUUCUUAGUUUUGUCUUUCCAGUUUUGGGUAAGAGCUGUAUGAAGAGGGAAAUAGAAAAAGGUAAAAUUGCAUACUUUUAAAUAGACAUAGUGAAACUUGAGAGACUGAGUAGGCUUUGUUAUUUAUAAAUUAUUCUUUUUUGAGUUUGUUUACCCAAUAACUUCUUGAAUGAUAUGAUACAAAUCCAAAUGGUUACUAAAUAGUCUUUUUGUUCUUUUCAA